UUUCGUGUGCAACCAAACUGCCGAGAGUGCCGAGCUUCGUAGCGAGGCAGAGUAGACGAGCGAGAUUUUUUCUUUUCUUUUUUUAGUCGUCUUCCAUUCUAAUUUUCUGUCUUUUUGAACCCUGUCGCCAGUUAAACGUGCCGAAAAUAACCCUGCGUAAAAUGUACGAACGCUUGGCCGUGGAAUAAGGACCCUUUUUUAUUGCGCUGGCGUAGAAAAGAAAAGCCAUCCGAAUCGGACGGCCAGGGAGAGCCGGGGAGGGACCACGGCACACCCGCCGCUAUCGCCACGGGGAGUCGGGGCCCGAGAGGGAGCCUGCCUGCCAGGACCCUUGGCUUAAUGCGACCUGCCUGCUUGUUCGCCUCAGUUGCACUCCGACAUGGGGGAGACCAAAAUUAUCUACCACCUCGACGACCAGGAGACACCCUAUCUGGUGAAACUGUCUGUGCCGGCGGACAAAGUCACUUUGGCAGACUUCAAAAAUGUCCUGAAAAAACCCAAUUACAAGUUCUUCUUCAAAUCUAUGGACGAUGACUUCGGGGUGGUAAAAGAGGAGAUCUCUGACGACAACGCAAAACUGCCCUGCUUUAAUGGACGGGUGGUGUCGUGGCUGGUUUCGGGAGACGGCCCCCACGCAGAUGCCGGUUCGGUGGCAGACUUGGAGGCAGCGCCCCCUUUGGAGAGGACGGGAGGCAUCGGAGACUCUCGACCACCUUCUUACCAUGGGAAAGCAGCAAGCGGUCGGGACAGUUUGGACAACGACACGGAGACGGGCUCUGUGGCGUCGCAACGGAGAGAGAGGGACAAGCCGAGACGCAAGCACGGUGACCACGGCGGUCGGCAGAAUGGGCUCUCGUCACGGCCGGCGGGGCGCGGCGGGCCCGAGUACGACAGCUGCUCCUCUUUCAUGAGCAGCGAGCUGGAGUCCACUUCCUGCUUUGAUUCCGAGGAUGACGACGCUACCAGCAGGUUCAGCAGCUCCACAGAACAGAGUUCCUCUCGUUUAAUGAGACGACACCGCCGCCGCCGACGGAAACCCAAAGCCUCCAAUCUGGACAGAUCGUCAUCGUUCAGCAGCAUAACCGACUCCACCAUGUCUCUCAACAUUAUUACAGUUACUCUCAACAUGGAGAAGUACAACUUCCUGGGCAUCAGUAUUGUGGGCCAGAGCAACGAGAGAGGAGAUGGCGGAAUCUACAUCGGCUCCAUCAUGAAGGGCGGAGCUGUGGCUGCCGACGGACGCAUCGAGCCUGGGGACAUGCUCUUGCAGGUGAACGACAUCAACUUUGAGAACAUGAGCAAUGACGAUGCAGUUCGAGUGCUUCGGGACAUCGUGCACAAGCCUGGUCCAAUAACUUUAACCGUGGCUAAAUGCUGGGACCCAAACCCGCGGAGCUGCUUUGCUCUGCCGAGAAGUGAGCCCAUCCGACCCAUUGACCCUGCGGCGUGGGUGUCGCAUACUGCAGCCAUGACCGGGGUGUAUCCUGCCUACGGUAUGAGCCCCUCCAUGAGCACCGUCACUUCCACCAGCUCCUCCAUCAGCAGCUCCAUUCCAGAAACGGAACGAUUUGAUGACUUCCACCUCUCCGUACACAUGGACAUGGCAACAGUCGCUAAGGCCAUGGCCUGUCCGGAGUCGGGCCUGGAAGUGCGAGACAGGAUGUGGCUGAAGAUCACCAUCGCUAACGCCUUCAUCGGCUCCGAUGUGGUGGACUGGCUCUUCCAUCACGUGGAAGGCUUCACAGAUCGCAGAGAAGCGCGUAAAUACGCCAGCAACCUGCUUAAGGCCGGCUACAUCCGACACACUGUCAAUAAGAUCACCUUCUCGGAGCAGUGCUACUAUGUGUUUGGAGACCUCUGCGGCAAUAUGAGCCACCUGUCUCUCCAUGACCACGACGGUUCCAGUGGGGGCGCCUCAGACCAGGACACCCUCCCCCCUCUGCCUCACCCCGGGGCCGCUCCCUGGCCAAUGCCCUACCAGUUCCCUAUCCCUCACCCCUAUGACCUUCCGCAAACCUUCCCCGGCGGGCCAGCCGCUGGCAGUGCCGGAAGCCAGCACAGCGAAAGCAGCGGCUCAAACUGCAGCAAAAACGAGGGGCGCAAAUCUGGCGGCAGCGGAAGCGAACCGGAGAUUAGGAGCCACCGAGCUCCCAGCGAGCGCUCGGCGGCUCCCCCUAGCGAGCGAAGCGUCCGCAGCUCGCUGAGCCACCGCAGCGCCAACUCCCACUACGGCCAAGGUCUGGUCUACGGCCCCCCCGGCCUGCCCCUGCAGCCGCCUCAUCUGCUCGCAUCCGCCCCCGGAGCCCCCCCGGGUAGGGAGCUGGCCUCGGCCCCUCCCGAGCUCACCGCGUCGCGCCAGUCCCUGCGAAUGUCGGUGGGGAACGCCGGCGAGUUCUUUGUGGACGUGAUGUGACCCGGGUCGGAGAGCGAGCAAAUUAAAUUGUAGCAGAUUGGGGGGGCAAGUUGUUGUCGGCCGGCAGAGGCGAAGCUUGCAGCAGCUGCAUUCCGAGGCCUCCGAUUCCUAAAAGCAUGGAUGCAACCAGUCCUGUUGUGUGUGCUGUGAGAAAAAAAAAUGUUCCGCCUCUUUUGUGCGUCUCUUCUUAGUCAUUGUGGCCAUACUUUCUUCAGUGAAGAAACACUCCUCCUUCCGCAGUUUGCUCAAAUUGGCACCAAAGGGCCCGUCAGUCAGUUUCCGCCUCUCAGUGGGGAAGAGUUUUAGUGCAAGGACAAAAACCAAGAGAGAGGGAAAUGGUGGAAAACAGACAGAUGGGGAGGAUGACUCAGCGGUUUUCCUACGUGGAUGUUUUUCAUUUUGUUUUUCUCUCUGCUGCCUGUCUUCUCUAUCUUAACAUUCUUUGACCCCAUCCCCCUUGUUCCCCACCAGGGUCAGAACUGAGGGGGGGAAAGGGGGGGCUUUGGCUUCCUUCACUAAUAAAACACGACGUCGGCUUGAACACUAACUUGUUCAUACUUAAAUGUUUGCUUGACUUAUGAGAGACAGAAAAUAAUUUGAGAAUCUCAGUCGUUCUUACUGUCAGAAUGUUUGAUCAUGUUUGUUAGUUGAUCACAAUUGAUUUUAUUUUACAGUGCAAAACAUGAGCCUCAAGUUCAAGUCAUUUAUACACCACAUUAAUUAUAUUUCCAUCUGUUAACCCAAGCAUUUUUAGUUUGUCUUGUUGCGAUGGAUAGUGAUAAGAAAAAUCUUACCAUGUCUCUCCCACUACUCGUUUAUCAAGGAAAUGCCUUUUUAUUUAUAAAUAUAGUUUUAUGACUUCA
This is a messenger RNA of Syngnathus acus (greater pipefish), 3276 nucleotides long. RefSeq names its product segment polarity protein dishevelled homolog DVL-3. The transcript is spliced from 15 exons. Gene Ontology annotation, cellular component: cytosol. NCBI's taxonomy places the organism in Eukaryota, Metazoa, Chordata, Actinopteri, Syngnathiformes, Syngnathidae. The record is from RefSeq and is a predicted model, not a curated record. Gene Ontology annotation, molecular function: frizzled binding. The coding region runs from base 380 to 2413 and encodes 677 amino acids. Gene Ontology annotation, biological process: canonical Wnt signaling pathway; intracellular signal transduction.